Messenger RNA from Coregonus clupeaformis (lake whitefish), 2109 nucleotides. Its product is annotated as DNA polymerase beta-like. Gene Ontology annotation, molecular function: DNA-directed DNA polymerase activity; DNA binding. The record is from RefSeq and is a predicted model, not a curated record. Bases 164 to 1174 code for a protein of 336 amino acids. Gene Ontology annotation, cellular component: nucleus. NCBI's taxonomy places the organism in Eukaryota, Metazoa, Chordata, Actinopteri, Salmoniformes, Salmonidae. The transcript has 14 exons. Gene Ontology annotation, biological process: double-strand break repair via nonhomologous end joining.
ACUCAGGCCCUGCCCCCUCGUAGUGGAAUUCAUUGUUCGUCUACUCUCCUGCUAAUAUUAAUAGCUAGCAGGCUGCAGAGGCUGUUUUAGCUAGCUACAUUACCUCUUGCAAGAAAGUAAAAUAAGAAUACAAUAUACUUUAGAAAAAAGCUAGAAUACAGAGAUGAGUAAAAGGAAAGCGCCACAGGAAUCCCCAAACGAGGGAAUAACAGACUUUCUUACAGAAUUGGCCAACUAUGAGAGGAAUGUCAACAGAGCUAUCCACAAGUACAACGUCUACAGGAAAGCCGCUUCAGUGAUCUCCAAGUACCCCCAGAAGAUCAAAAAUGGGGAGGAGGCCAAGAAACUGGAGGGAGUUGGAAAAGAGAUCGCUAAGAAGAUAGAUGAGUUUUUACAAACAGGAACACUCAAGAAGUUGGAAAAGAUUCGUAAUGAUGACACCAGCUCAUCCAUCAACUUCCUUACCAGAGUUACUGGUAUUGGUCCGGCUGCUGCCAGAAAGUUUUUUGAUGAGGGAGUGAAGACCCUGGAAGAUCUGAAGAAAAUUGAACACAAGCUCAAUCAUCAUCAGCAGAUUGGACUCAAGUACUUUGAGGAGUUUGAGAAGAGGAUUCCACGAGCUGAGAUGACGAAGAUGGAGACCUUCAUUCUGCAGGAGCUGGAGUUGCUGGAUACUGAGUACAUCGGGACCAUCUGUGGAAGCUACAGGAGAGGUGCUGAAUCCAGUGGGGAUAUUGAUAUCUUGUUGACCCACCCAAACUACACCUCUGUGGAUGAGAAACAGCCCAAACUUCUCCAUGCCGUGGUGGAACAUUUUGAGUCCAUUGGGUUCAUUACAGACACACUGUCCAAAGGAGACACCAAAUUCAUGGGAGUCUGCCAGCUGCAGCAAAAUGAUGAAGACGGGGAGGAAUAUCUUCACAGGCGCAUUGAUAUCAGGUUAAUUCCUAAGGACCAGUAUUACUGUGGUGUGCUGUAUUUCACUGGCAGUGACAUCUUCAAUAAGAACAUGAGAACUCACGCUCUGGAGAAAGGCUUCACUCUCAACGAGUACACCAUCCGGCCAGUGGGGGUCACUGGUAUGGCCGGAGAGCCUCUGAUGGUGGACAGUGAGAAGGACAUCUUUGACUACAUCCAGUGGAAAUACAAAGAGCCCAAAGAGCGCAGCGAGUGAAAGGAGGGGUUAAAAAUACACUUUUUAUCCUCACAUGAUUUAACUUCAAAGGCUGAAAAUGGUGUAUGUGUUUCUGUGUGUUUUAGGGAUUCUAUAUAUUUUGGUGUCUGUUUUCCCAGGAGGGAAAAAUAGGACAAAACCAUGAGGUUUCUCCCAGUCCCACUGACUUUUUAUACCAGGUAAUAGAUAUUGAAGUGAACUCUAUCAGUGUUUUUGAAAUCACUAGUAAAUGCAAUCAUGCAUUGAGAACGAAAUAUGCUUUAGAUUGACAAAUCAUUUAGAGCUUCAAAUAGACUUGCAAACACUCAUCAUAUGCAUGAUGUGUUCUUUGAUUGCCAGAGAUUUCUACAGUCUCUGACAAUGCCAAGAGUAAGACAUCAUUAUUUAUUUACAGUGCUGUCACUCAGCAGAAACAUGCAAAUAUAUUUGUAUUGAUGGUGCUGAGGUAGUAACUUAUGUGUCUCAAACAGCAACACAGUGUGUCAGUCUUUCUGCUUUGUGGCUGUCUUGUUUGGCUAGCUAGGCAACAAUGUUGCCUUGACUUCAGAAACAGACUGGCUAAAGCAUAGGGCUGCUGCCAGAUCUUGUUGGUAUGCCUGACUAGUCACUCCUGCAGCAUCUGUGUACAUUGUUGUUUCCCUUACUCACUCAAAGUUAAGAUUUCAAUAUGUGGCAUUUCUAAAUAGAUUUUUGUGUUUCUCAUUCUGCUGGAGUUGACCUAGUAUUUUAUAUCAAACCUACCUUGCACAUCCAGUUGUUUCUCCAUUUGUAACUCACCCAUCAAAAAUCACAAUAUGCCUUUUUAAAUUAUUUGUUCUGGUCUAAUUCCUCAAAUGGAAAAGCAGAAGAAUCUGUGCGCGCUCAGAUAGUAGUUCAUAUGGUGCUCUUCGAUGUCCCAGGUUUGUGGCAUUGAUGAAUAAAUCAUUUUACUUCAA